This is a messenger RNA of Tinamus guttatus (white-throated tinamou), 1133 nucleotides long. It is a transcript of the gene HSD11B2, whose product is annotated as hydroxysteroid 11-beta dehydrogenase 2. NCBI's taxonomy places the organism in Eukaryota, Metazoa, Chordata, Aves, Tinamiformes, Tinamidae. Gene Ontology annotation, biological process: glucocorticoid metabolic process. Gene Ontology annotation, molecular function: 11-beta-hydroxysteroid dehydrogenase (NAD+) activity. The record is from RefSeq and is a predicted model, not a curated record. Gene Ontology annotation, cellular component: intracellular membrane-bounded organelle.
AUGGCAACUGCGGCCUCCUCCACGCCCGCUGUGCCAGAUUUCAGGCAGUGCCAGGGCUCCUGGCACCGGCUGCUCUCCCCGGUGCCGAAGCACUACCUGGCAGAGGGACCUGGCAACAUCUACAACCCAAGUGGCAAAGGCCGGGAUGCCCAUCAGGAGCGGCUGUGGGCCCCUGACGCCGGCCGCCUGCUCCCGGUGGCGGGCAGAGCCGUCCUCGUCACAGGCUGUGACUCUGGCUUUGGCCAGGCGACCGCGCGGCACUUGGAUGCACUGGGAUUCCGGGUGUUUGCCAGCGUGCUGGACCUGCAAAGCGCCGGGGCCCAGGAGCUGCAGAAGAGCUGCUCACAGAGGCUCACACUGCUGCAGAUGGACCUGACCAAGCCAGAAGACAUCCAGCGUGUCCUGAAGCACAUCCAGGCUCAUACCAACAGCACAGGGCUCUGGGGCCUGGUGAACAACGCGGGCUUCAACGACACCAUCGCGGAUGCUGAGCUCUCGCCACUGGGCAAGUUCCGCACCUGCAUGGAGGUGAACUUCUUUGGCUCCCUGGAGCUCACCAAGGUGCUGCUGCCCCUGCUCCGCUCUGCCGGCGGCCGCAUCGUCACCGUGAGCAGCCCUGCAGGGGACCUGCCCUUUCCCUGCCUGGCGGCCUACGGUGCAUCCAAGGCAGCACUCAGCCUGCUCAUGGAUACCUUCCGCAGCGAGCUGCAGCCCUGGGGCAUCAAAGUGAGCCUCAUCCUGCCCGGCUACUACCGAACAGGGACAACGUGUGAUCCAGCGUUCUGGAACCUGCGCAAGGAGCAGCUGGUGGCCAGCCUGCCCCAGGAGCUGCUGCAGGCCUACGGCGAGGACUACGUGGAGGAGAUCAACCGGCAGUUCAUCCAGUUCAUGAAGGUGGCGGUGGAGGACCUCAGUGCAGUGGUGGACAGCAUCACGGAUGGGCUCCUCGCUGCCAACCCAGCUGUGCGCUACUACCCGGGGCAGGGCCUCGGGCUCAUGUAUUUUAUACACCGCUACCUGCCCUACUUUGUCCUAGACUUGUUCCUCAAAGGAUUCUUCAUCAACCCCAAGCUGCCCCGAGCGCUGCGGCAAGACCGCCACAACAACAUGAAGAAGGCCUGACUGCGGCCUGU